Molecule: messenger RNA, 6322 nt
Organism: Hydractinia symbiolongicarpus
Lineage: Eukaryota; Metazoa; Cnidaria; Hydrozoa; Anthoathecata; Hydractiniidae
Product: sodium-coupled monocarboxylate transporter 2-like
Exons: 15
Coding region: 8-1738 (576 amino acids)
Biological process (GO): transmembrane transport; sodium ion transport
Cellular component (GO): membrane
Molecular function (GO): symporter activity
Source: RefSeq, a predicted model, not a curated record
AAAUAAAAUGGAAGACAUUGACAGAAAGUUUUUUGGAACCGUAGAUUAUGUUAUUUUUGCUUGCACUCUAUUGUUGUCCAGCAUUAUUGGAAUUUACUUUGCAUACAUCCAUCGUAAAAAUGUUACUUCUGUGGAAUAUCUGAUAGCAAAUAAAUCUGUUUCCUGGCUUCCAAUUUUUAUCUCUAUGGUGGCAUCCUUCUUCUCAGCAGUUGGUGUAAUGGGUUUACCUGCCAAAAUGUACACGACUGGCAUAACGUUUGGUUUUCAAGUGUUUUCAUUUCUUUUACCAAUAUCUCUAUGUGCGGAAAUUUUUGGACCUAUUUUUCGAAAAUUGGAACUUGUGAGUGUGAAUGAGUAUUUAGAGCUACGAUACUCUUUGCCUGUACGUUACCUGGGAUGUUUUUACUUUUACCUGCAAUAUCUUUUGUACUUGAGUAUUGUUUUGUAUGCUCCAAGUCUUGCGUUAAAUUCAGUUGCAGAUGUUUCCCUUCCGUUGACAAUUAUUUCCACUGGACUGGUUUGUACAUUCUAUACUUCAUUGGGUGGAAUGAGAGCUGUGGUGUGGACAGAUGUUUUUCAAUCUGGGGUUAUGAUUCUUGGACUAGUGGUAACGGCUGUUAUCGGUGUCAUGGAACUGGGUUCCUUUAGUAAGAUAUUUGAAGUCGGAAACGACUUUAAAAGAUUUGAUGUGAGUUUUACCUUGGAUCCAGCAGAACAACAUUCUUUUUGGGGUGUGGUGAUAGGAUUAUCAUUUUCCCUUAUGUGUACAUGGACCGUUAGUCAGCCAACAAUACAGCGUGUUGUAGCAGCUAAAAGUUUAAAAGAGUCAAAGAGAGCUUUGUACGCAUCGUUUGUUGGAGUUCUUAUCAUCAUGUCUUUUGUUACAUUGGACACAUUCGUUGCUUUUGCUAUGUACGCUAAUUGUGAUUUGGUAAAAAGUGGUAGAAUAAAGAAGUAUGAUGAGGUCCUCCCAUAUCUUGUUAUUGAUAAACUUGGACAUCUCACUGGUCUACCUGGAUUGUUUACUGCAUGCUUGUUCAGUUUUGCGCUUAGCACAAUAUCUUCUGGUUUAAAUGCUAUGUCUGCAUUAUUUCUCGAGGAUGUUCUAAAGAAACAGAGACCAGAUUUGCCUGAAGUAUGGCACACAAGGCUGUCUAAACUUGCAGCCGUGUUUGGUGGAAUAUUUAUAACAUGCUUUGCAUUCGUUGUACCUAAACUUGGAAAUUAUGUAAUAAAGCUUUCCCUUCAAUUGUUUGGAAUCAUUGGUGGUCCUUAUUUCUCCAUGUUUGCGUUGGGUGUUUUUACAAAAAGAGCCAAUAGUGCUGGUGCAUUUUUGGGUUCUCUGACUGGAUUCUUUGUUGGAAUAAUGUUUUCAGUUGGCCAAAUGGUGUAUCCACCUGAAAGGAACCUUCCACCUAUUUCAAUAAAAGAAUGCACCUUUUUUAAUGCAACGACAUAUAACACCAGUGGAAUUAUUUAUCCAUCAGAUCCCGUGCAUCGUGAGCCAUUUGCUAAAUUUGUGUCUGUCUCGUAUGUUUGGCAUGGAAUGAUUGCAAUUCUGACAAGUUGUUUAGUCGGCUAUCUUGUUAGCCUUUGUACAUCAAAACGUAGUGAUGUAAUUAAGCGCGACAGUCGUCUUUUGUACGACUAUGGUGAAAAUUGGUUCAUAAAAAGGUUAAGAAAACAAAAGAAUAAAGAAAAAAAGGACAACAAUGUGCUACUAAUGAGCGAUAUGUAACUAACACGAUUAAACUCAUCAUCAGACAAAUCAUAACCCGUUGUGUUUAUGUUGGUAUCUCUUCAAAUGUCUCACUAUCAAUAUUUACAUUAACAGCGAAGAUAGUAAGGGUCUCGUGACAGUUAUAUUUAAUGCAUGUGGUUUUUAUUUAUUUUAAUUAAUUGCACUAACUGGUAAGUCAUAAAUUUUGCAUAAAUUACUUGCAGUGGAAGUUACCCUUGUAUUAGGAACAUUUGAAAUGAUAGAAAAGUUCCUUAAAUAUACUGGAUGUCCAUGAUUUAUUCAAUACAAGUACUUACCUUGCUUUUAACUCAAACUUUCUAAUAAAUUAAACUUUGGCCUUUUGGAACUGCUAGCUACUGAUAUCCUUCGAAAUUUACAUAAAAAAUGUAAGUUUUUUUUACAAAGCCAGUGUGAUCAACAAAUUUUUUCAGAGGUAUUAAUUACCUUCUUAAAGCUAGUAACAUAGCAUUUUUUUUUUACCAAAUACAGCUCCUCGUGUUGUCUCUGUUCCCUUGUCAAAACAAACUUGUGAUUUACUAAUAGUUAAUAUAUUUUACAGACCGUAUCUAGUUUAACCGCCAAAAAGAAUACCGAAAAAGAUUUUUUUUUCUUUUUUAGAAAAUAAAAAUAAAAAAGGAGCAAAUUCAUCAUAAAAAUUUAAUUAUUCAUAAUCAGGUGUCUACAAGUCUAUAUGGUUCUAAAUUGUGUAUAAUUUCUUGCAUCUUAAACUUUUGAGUGGACCGUUUAUUAUUUGUGAAUUUGUGAGAAUUAAGCUUAUUGAAUGGCUUCGUAGCCCCUUUAAUCACUAAUGUAUAUUUUUGUUGCUUAGAUAGAUUAUUAAAAAAAUUUAUAUGGGUGCACAAUAUUUUUGUGGUAGAGUGGAAUAUUUUUAGAUUGUAUAUUUUUACAAUUUUUAUUUUUGUAAACAAAGCAUUUAGAGUGUUUUUGGAAUGUAGUCGGGCGUAGACGAAAAUAACAAAACUGCAAAAAAUGUUUUAAAGAUUCUACGUCAUCCUCAUAAAGGGUUAUACUUUAAAAUAAGUUAAAGCUCACCUCCAACUCCCAUAUAACUUAGUCUUAAUAUGUUAUUAUCUUAUUGAUAACAUGCAAAAAAGUAUUUGUUUCGAAAAUAUGUAUUGCCUAAAACGCAAGCUUCGCCGUAAAACUUGUGUUUUUUUCCCACCUAGGUCACUUUUUCUGCGUCAUGAUGAAAUGGUUUUUUGUUCAAACUUAUUUCGUUGCUCAGGAGUGAGUAACUUAUAUGAAAGGACUAAACAAGUUUUUACAGCCGCUAUAUCCCCGUUUAGGUUUCCAGCAACUUUAUUUCGGUUGGAGCAUUAACUUUAACCUUAAAACUUGAAAUUUUAUCACCUUUGUCGAUAUAUCCAUAAAAGUUCCAUUUAAAAUUUGGAUCAUUUUGCUGACGAGCAACGUAAUGACGUUAACAUUACUCGAUAUUUGCAGCUUCACGUGGAAGCUUCUAUUCAGGACAACAAUCGGAUUUCAUAACAACUAGCUCGUUUAAUCUCUUUGUACUUUCUUAAAAAAGGUCAGGCAAAAAGAAAUUUUUUCUUUGUUGUAUAAGUGUUCUGAGAAUAAGUUAUUAUAAAUUGGGAGGUAAGGGCGGUUUAUAUGGAGGCGGUGUAACGCCACAAGCAAGCAGGUUCAAUCUCUAUACCUUUGGGUUGUUUUAAUUUUUUGUUUCAAAAAAGAAAAUAUGUCCCGGUAGUCUCGCAAUGUGAAAUCAAGACAAAUGAUCAAAUGCAUAAAGAGACCACUGCGUAGCUUAAUUAGGUUCAUAGGUUAUCAGUAAGAAGUAACUAAUUUUCCGAAGCAAUGGCUAUUAUGUUUUAUCAAUAUAAUAUUUUACUACAUUAAACUUUUUUUCAACAAUUUUUAAAUUCCUUUUUAUGUAUCUGACUUUUAGUUUCUCUUAAAAUUAUUUGAAAAAAUAUAACAAUGUGCGUUGAGUUCAUAAGUGUAUAUUUAUUGCCAUUAUUUAUUGCAACCAUUUUAGAAAAUAAUAAUAAAAUCGUAGCCUGGGACAAAAUUUAAUUUCAGAUAAACUUAUUUUCGUUCGCAUUUUUUUGGGGGUAUUUUGGCUGACCAAUGACUGAAAGGAAAACACGCACCUGAAAGUUGUCAAAGUUUAUUUCACAUUGUUCAUAAAGGAAUUGUACAAAUCCAAGUAUAUUUUAGGUUAUUUAGUUAGACCUAAAACUGUACUAUUUUCGAUGACGUCGUUGUGCCCGGUUUUUCGGAUCUUUUCAGGUCAUGGAGCGCAUUGUUGCAUAAUGCAGGCUUUGUGGAAAGUAUCGCUGGCAACAAUUUUGAUGUGCAUUCAUGAAACAAAUUUGAUUGCGAUUUUUCCCAAAAUUUUAAAUAUUCAUGGGUUUUCGCUGAAAAUUUUUCGUUGGCGACAUUGGGCAAUGCAAAAUGGGAACCUUUGACUUCUAUUCUAAUAUCUGAAAGUUGUGUUAACGAGUUAUGGCUAAUAGGCAGCAUUCAGCCUUUGCUGCAAUACUGAUCAGUUUACUUCCUCUUCUUUACUGCCUCUUGAGGUUAAUCAACGUAAUGCGUAUCACAGCUUAGUAACAAAUCAAAAAUCAAGUAUAAUAAAUUUCUCAAAAAUUAUCCUGUUACUUACCUUUUUUCACUUGAUUAUCGAAUAAAGAUAUUCUAUAAUUUUGUAAAAAAUGUUACAAAACUUACUUUAGGGAUUCUUUAACUUUUGCCUACUUUUGCGAAACUUAUUUUUGCAAAUAGUUUAAGUAGCAAAAAUUUAUUCCGUGAAGAUAAGUAUCAAUUUGUGAACUUUAUAAACAAUUUUGUCCAACAUUUUUUUCAUGAACAUCUUGCUGGCUAUAGCAAACGCUGUCUACAUAAUGGUGAGACCAAUAUGUUGGCCAACAUAACGGCUCGGCUUUUGUCUAUUCCUUGACAGAGUUCCCAGAUCAGAUCCUAAGCGCUACAAGAAAAUCUCUUAACCAUGUACAAAGUAACAAUGUUGACAUUCCGUCAAAGUAAGUAUGGUAGUGCGAUAUCGUGGUCAGAACAUAUAUUUAGUGCCCGUUUUUUUAACAAAAACUCAGAAAAGAAAUCCGCAAAAUUGUUCACGCGCGGUGUCUAUGUCUUAGGAGCGUUUAUUACUAAUGUUGACUUUUGCUAAACAGAGUUUUUUUACAACCAAGCAAAACUCGUUUCGUUUUGUGUCAGUUUUGAAUCACACUUUUAUUUUUAAAUUAUUGUCAGAUAUAUAGUUAUAGAAGUACCCUGUUUUCCAUUUUGCGUUCAUUCAUGUUAAGUAAAUGCGUAACGCCUUAUAAAAACGCCAACGAGUCAUUAAUUUGGAUCAGCUAAAAAUCAAAAUCCUUAACACAUUUGUACCAAAAUCAGCAUUUUGACAAAAAUUUCUGACUAACCUCUUUUUUGUCCGAUGUUUUCAAAACAGAGGACAAAAAAUUUAUUUAUACAAAAUUAUACAUUAAUCCUUGCGCAAGGUGGUAAUAUUCUCCAUAUUGUCCUCAUUUUAAAAAUUCCACAAUAUCAAACUACAGGCAGUUUUUGCUUUUUCCUUCUUCUUUUCAUUCACUUUAUGAAAGUCUGCAACAGCAUUUUUUGUGCGAUGUUAUUACAAGUAUUUAAUCAACAAAGAUAAUUAAAUCGGCAGUAGAUUUAACAUCUACUUACAAUUACGCGCUAAAUAUUCUAUAUUACUAAGUCUAAGGUCGGAAAUUAGCGCAAAUAAAUGCGCGAGUUAAUCCUAAAUGGAAAUCAAUCUUAAACAUAUUUUACACUUAUUUCACCUUCAAAUAAAUAUGGCGAUUAUUUAGAAGGCACGUUUAUUUAAAUUGACUAGGUUUUAGCCCAGGCGUUUAUUUAAAUCAAAGAAAUUAGGUGACAAUAACUUUACAUGGGUGCAAUUUAUUGAAGCUAUUUUUUCUAUAUAACAUUCUUAUUGAACGAAAACGAAAAAAUGUAAAGCAAAGUGUGAAAUAUUUUUGAAUUUUUUAUCGAAUAUUUUAAAAAUGGUUCGAUUUUAUAAAAAUGCCGCCGCAACUGUAACGGGACAUGUUGUCGCGGAAAGAUAAACGCAAAAAAAAUAAAAUUUACGUGAUUAACAGACUGAAAUCAAAUGUUCAUGCUUUAUUUACGUAACUUAUAAUACUUGUCUAUAAAACAUAUUGGUCUUAUUUUGUUUCUAUUCUUUUACCCUUUUUCCUUUUGAUAUUGUUCUAUUCUUUAUUUACUCACUUCUUGCUCAGCUGUUUUACCUGCUAGUUGAUUCGCUUCUGAAGAAUUUGAGUCUAUCAAUUUUUACAAUAUAUUGGUUGUAGUAAAAGCGUGCAAAACAGUGAGGAAAUAUAAAUUUUUUAAAAAAAGCUUACUACUAGUUCUGAUGACGUCAUAAAGUAAAUCGUUAUCCAGCCGGAAACAACCCGGUUUUGGUGUUUAAAAAUUAGACAACACGUUAUUUGGUCCUCACGGGGUACUACCUAAUUUGUUUUAGUUGGUUACACAUUGUUCCCACGCCGCCAACUUUUUUUUACGCCAGCACCCUGACUAAUAACAUCAUUUUUU